UACCCCGCUUCCUCUCGUCCUUGAAGGGUACCAAUCGAGACUGGGACAAGGAACAAGAUUGCUCAACGCAGCUCGAGUAUGGCCUCGGCUGCGAUCUUGGCUCACCAAAGUGGACUCGACAGACUCGUGUGAGGAUGACCUGAUCGGACAGGUGACCGCACGAGUUCCGCCUCCUCUCCUACGCGUACGCUCAGGUAAGAUAUCUUUCUGCUGUUCCCUGACAUUCUUCCUCUUGGCCUCGCCAUAUUGUCUAUCCUAUUCCCCCCAGCUAUUCGAAGCGAAGCAUACCACAUAGACUCACCAUGCCUCUCGCCCAAUCCUGGCUCGACUUCGAGAACAGCGUAGGCGGCCGCUCGCAGCUCAAAGGUACACCGGAGGAGAUCCGAGCGCAGUACGAUGGCUUGAUCCAGGCGCUGAUGCCGCUGUAUUCCGCUCCGUCGGACGCUGUGGAGUCGAAAGACUUCGACGCAGACGGCGUCAAGGUUAGAGGGUAUUGGCCGAAGGGGACGACAGGGGAGCUGCCUGCUGGAAUCUGGACUCACGGGGGCGGUUGGGUGGUUGGAGAUAUCAACGGCGAUGACUUGCUGUGCCGGGCUGUCUCGGAGCACAACAAGGUUGCUCUCUUAAGUGUCGAGUAUCGCCUCGCACCGGAGCAUAAGUGGCCGGCGCAGCUGGAUGAUUGCAUGACUGCAUAUAAGUGGGCCCACAAGAACGCCUCGUCCUUCCACGCAGAUGCAAACAAGUUCUUCACCAUCGGCGGCUCAGCCGGUGGCGGUCUCGCCCUCUCCACCGCAAACCAAGUCAUCCAAGACUCUUCGCUGAAGUCAAGCCUCAAAGGCAUCGCAGCUAUCGUUCCGGUUGCCGUGCAUUGGGACAGCUGUCCGGACAAGUAUAAAUCCAAGUAUACAGCCUACAAAGACAACGCCGAAGACGCACCCGUCAUCAACAAGCAGUCUAUGGCGGACUUCUUCAAAAUCACUGGCGUGGAUCCGAAUGAUGAGAACACCUUUACUUCUCUUGCGACGAAGAAUCACAAGAACUUCCCGCCCACAUAUUUUGCGAGCUGCGAGUUCGAUCCGCUGAGAGACGACGCUACGGUCAUGGAGGCGGCGCUGAAAGACGCCGGGGUGGAAACAAAGCAUGAUCAUUACAAGGGUUUCCCGCACUACUUUUGGAUUGUGCCGACGGUACCGGAGAGUCAGACGUUUGUGCAGAAUCUGGUGGGCGGGAUUGAGUGGUUGAAGUCGAAGAUGUGAGAUUACUCGUACUUGUGCUGAAGGAGCUGCUAAGCUAGAGUGUUGCUACACGUAUUGCAACCACUAUAGCGAGCCGCUUCAGCAUUUCCCGCUGGUGCUACGCUCACCUUCACCGUCGUCCAUGUCCUAUUCUUCCCUUACCGACAUUGAAGCGCAGGAACUCAGUCACUUACUCAGUCGUGUAAUCUCAGGCCAACCUGCGCUUCUAGAUCAGUAGGACGCAAGUCGUCGGGCUCCCAGAAUCUUCCGGAAGGUUCUGCAUUCAUGCUUUCCAGCACUGCUCGCGUCACUAGCGGACCACCGAGCUUCGGACUGUCAACG
This is a messenger RNA of Baudoinia panamericana UAMH 10762, 1577 nucleotides long. RefSeq lists its product as uncharacterized. Lineage: Eukaryota; Fungi; Ascomycota; Dothideomycetes; Mycosphaerellales; Teratosphaeriaceae. The coding region runs from base 303 to 1256 and encodes 317 amino acids. The transcript has 3 exons. The record is from RefSeq and is a predicted model, not a curated record. Gene Ontology annotation, molecular function: hydrolase activity.